This is a messenger RNA of Anisakis simplex (herring worm), 4674 nucleotides long. The record is from the annotation of a GenBank genome assembly. Lineage: Eukaryota; Metazoa; Nematoda; Chromadorea; Rhabditida; Anisakidae.
AUGGACUACGAAAACGAUCCAGGAUGGCAGUAUCUAAGGCAAUCACGCGAACAAAUGAUCGCGGACCAGUCGAAGCCAUAUGACUCGAAAAAGGAUUGUUGGGUUCCAGACGCCGAAGAGGGCUUCAUUUCGGCUCAAGUUAAGAGCACCAAAGGUGAUAUGGUCGCAGUUGUCACAUCACGAGGAAAUGAGGAGUUUCAUGACGUUUCGGUGGAACAUUCGAAAAUAUUUUUCGUGCUUGUCAAAUAUCUGUUCUUCCAGGUGACACUGAAAUCGGAACUUGUGCAAGAGAUGAAUCCACCAAAGUUCGAAAAGACUGAAGAUAUGUCGAAUUUGACAUUCUUGAACGAUGCAUCUGUACUUCACAAUCUACGAGCACGAUAUGCUUCUAUGCUCAUCUAUACAUAUUCUGGCCUAUUCUGCGUUGUGAUCAACCCAUACAAACGUUUACCAAUCUACACGGAUUCUGUAGCAGCAAUGUUCAUGGGCAAGAGAAGAACUGAGAUGCCACCCCACUUGUUCGCCGUUUCAGAUGAAGCAUAUCGAAAUAUGCUUCAAGAUCACGAAAAUCAGUCGAUGUUGAUCACCGGUGAAUCUGGAGCCGGUAAAACUGAAAACACCAAAAAGGUAAUUGCAUAUUUCGCAGCUGUCGGUGCGUCUCAACAGGAAGCCAAAACUGCGAUUGAAGGUGGUAAGAAAAAGGUCACUCUUGAGGAUCAGAUCAUUCAGACGAACCCUGUUCUUGAAGCUUUCGGUAAUGCUCGAACAGUGCGAAACAAUAAUUCAUCUCGAUUCGGAAAAUUCAUCCGAAUUCACUUUUCAAAGAAAGGAAAAGUCGCCUCUUGUGAUAUUGAACAUUAUCUUCUCGAGAAGUCUCGUGUAAUUCGUCAGGCGCCUGGAGAGCGAUGUUAUCACAUCUUCUAUCAAAUUUACUCAGACUUUAAUCCAACCCUCAAAAAAGAUCUGUUAUUGGAUCGUCCUCUCAGAGAGUACUGGUUCUGUGCUCAGGCUGAACUUACAAUUGAUGGCGUUGAUGAUAAAGAAGAGCAUCAACUAACUGAUGAAGCAUUCGAUAUUUUGCACUUCUCAGCGGAAGAGAAAAUGGACUGUUACAAAUUGGUAGCAGCCAUCAUGCACAUGGGUAACAUGAAAUUCAAACAAAGACCUCGUGAAGAACAAGCUGAGCCCGAUGGUACAGAUGAAGCUCAGAAGUCAGCUAAAAUGUUCGGUGUCAACCACGAAGAGUUCUUGAAAGCGUUAACCAGACCUCGUGUCAAGGUCGGUACCGAAUGGGUUUCGAAAGGUCAGAACAUCGAGCAGGUUACGUGGGCUGUCGGUGCUAUGGCAAAGGGUCUGUAUGCACGUAUUUUCAAUUGGUUGGUCAAAAAGUGUAACGAUACUCUUGACCAAAAAGGCAUUUCACGAGACUACUUCAUUGGUGUACUGGAUAUCGCUGGUUUUGAAAUCUUCGAUUUCAACUCAUUCGAACAGUUAUGGAUCAAUUUCGUUAACGAGAAAUUGCAACAGUUCUUCAAUCAUCACAUGUUCGUAUUGGAACAAGAGGAAUACGCUCGAGAGGGCAUUCAAUGGACCUUCAUUGAUUUCGGUCUAGAUUUACAAGCUUGCAUUGAGCUGAUUGAAAAACCAUUGGGCAUUAUUUCGAUUCUUGAUGAAGAAUGUAUUGUGCCGAAAGCGACUGACUUGACUCUUGCACAAAAAUUGAACGAUCAGCAUCUCGGCAAACAUCCCAACUUCGAAAAGCCAAGACCACCAAAGGGCAAGCAAGGUGAGGCACACUUCGCGAUGCGACAUUACGCUGGUACGGUACGUUAUAAUGUGCUGAAUUGGUUGGAGAAGAACAAGGACCCGUUAAACGACACUGUUGUCAGUGUUAUGAAAGCAACUCAAGGCAACAAGCUUCUGAACGAAGUCUGGCAAGAUUAUACCACACAAGAGGAACAAGCUCUUCUAGCUAAAGAAGGUGGCCCCGGUAAGAAACACGGAAAAUCGGGUUCAUUCAUGACUGUGUCGAUGUUGUACCAUGGUGGUGGAGGAGGUAAAAAGAAAGGCAAAUCGGGUUCGUUCAUGACCGUGUCGAUGUUGUAUCGUGAGUCAUUGAACAAGUUGAUGAACAUGUUGAACAUGACACAUCCACACUUCAUUCGUUGCAUUAUUCCGAAUGAGAAGAAGACCUCAGGUCUUAUUGAAGCAGGUCUUGUACUUAACCAGUUGACAUGUAACGGUGUACUUGAGGGCAUCCGUAUUUGCCGCAAAGGUUUCCCGAACAGAAUGUUGCAUCCAGACUUCCGUCACCGCUACUCGGUUCUUGCCGCAGAUGAGGCUAGCAGUUCGCCAGAUGCCAAAAAAUGCGCUGAAGCCAUUCUUAACAAACUUGUUACAACCCAGAAAUUAACUGACGAAAACUUCAAGAUGGGUGAUACGAAGGUAUUCUUCAAAGCCGGUGUUCUGGCUAAACUUGAGGAUAUUCGAGAUGAAGUACUCAAAGUGAUCAUGACCAAAUUCCAAGCAUUUAUCCGAUGGUACUGCGGUUUGGUGGAUCGUAAACGUCGUAUCGAGGAAAAUGCAGCUAGAAUCAUCGUUCAACGUAACGUCCGUAUGUGGUGUUCACUUCGAAAAUGGGAAUGGUUCAAACUGUACACAAAGGUGCGACCAAUGUUACGUGAGGGUAAGAUUGCUGAACAAAUGGAGCAGCUGAACGAGAAGUUGAAAUCGCUGGCAGACGUCCUCGAAAAAGAAUCCAAACUGCACAAAGACCUCGGUGACAAUUCGGCAAAACUGAUCGCUGAGAAAACCGAUUUGUUGGCUCAAUUGGAAAGUGUCAAGGCACAGUUGGCCGAAGCUGAAGAACGCGUACAGGCUGAAAGUGCUGCGAAAGGCGAUAUCGAUAAGAAGCUUGAGGAACUGAAUGAACGUCUGGCGGAAACCGAAGACAGCAACGAAGACAUGCUUCGUGCUAAAAAGAAGGCUGAAAGUGAAGUGGAUGCUUUGAAGAGGCAAAUUCAAGAUUUGGAAAUGAGUGUCCGCAAAGCGGAAUCCGAGAAGCAAUCAAAGGAUCACCAGAUUCGUUCGCUUCAAGACGAAAUGCAAAUGCAAGACGAAACAAUCGCUAAACUGAAUAAAGAGAAGAAACAUCAAGAGGAAAUGAACAAGAAAAUCAUGGAAGAUUUGCAAGGUGAAGAGGACAAGAGCAACCAUGUCAAUAAAAUCAAAGCUAAAUUGGAACAAACCUUGGACGAGUUAGAAGAGAAUUUGGAACGUGAACGCCGUGCUAAGGCAGACACUGAGAAGGCCCGCCGAAAGGUCGAGGGUGAGUUGAAGAUUGCACAAGAAGGUAUCGAAGAGGCGACUCGUCAGCAACAUGAUUUGGAGAAUAAUUUGAAGCGUAAAGAAGCCGAAAUGAACAAUUUGAGUAGCCGUCUUGAAGACGAACAAUCAAUCGUAAGCAAACUACAGAGACAAAUCAAAGAGGCACAAGGUCGUGUCAGUGAAUUGGAUGAGGAAUUGGAAAGCGAACGAGAAUCACGAACCAAAGCCGAUAAAGCCAAAUCUGAUUUGCAAAAAGAACUGGAUGAGUUUAAUGAACGUUUGGACGAACAAGGCAACGCAACAGCCACUCAAAUUGAACUGAACAAGAAACGUGAAGCUGAGUUGGCGAAGUUGCGACGAGAUAUCGAAGAGGCGAACAUGAACCAUGAGAAUCAACUGGUGGCUCUUCGAAAGAAGCAUUCCGAUGCAGUGGCUGAGCUGACCGAUCAGUUGGACACCAUCGACAAACAACGUCAGAAGUUCGAACGUGAGAAGGCACAGAUUCUUCACGAUAGCGAGGAAUUGGCCAGUCAACUGGAUGCAGAAACCGCGGCAAAGACAAACAACGAGAAGCUAGCGAAGCANCUACAACUUGAAGCCGAACAAGCGAACAGUAAUCUAGAAGAAGAGAUUGAAUCCAAAAAUGAGGUGUCGAGACAGUUGAGCAAAGCGAAUGCUGAGAUUCAACAAUGGCAGUCGAAAUUCGAAGGUGAAGGCAUGAUGCGAGCAGAGGAGAUUGAAGAGAUCAAACGUAAACUAGGAUUGAAAAUCAACGAAUUGCAAGAAGCGCUUGAGGCGGCCAAUCAGAAGAUUAUCUCACUUGAGAAGACCAAAUCGAGACUGACUGGUGAACUGGACGAUGCCCAGGUGGAUGUGGAACGAGCCAAUGCGUACGCAAGUCAAUUGGAGAAGAAACAGAAAGGAUUCGAUAAGGUUGUUGAAGAAUGGAAGAAGAAGAGUGACGAUCUGUCGGCAGAGUUGGACGGAGCACAACGUGAAGUACGCAAUCAAUCGACAGAUCUCAUCAAAAUGAAAGCAAAUUACGAGGAAUUGAUGGAGACCGUUGAAGGUUUAAGACGUGAAAAUAAGGGUCUUUCGAGUGAGAUCAAGGAUUUGGGUGAUCAACUGAGUGACGGAGGACGUGCCCAACAUGAAACGCAAAAGAUUAUUCGACGUCUUGAAGUCGAGAAGGAGGAGCUCCAACGUGGACUUGAUGAAGCUGAAGAUAUUGAGAGACAAUAUGCUAGUAGAAAGAAAGUAUUCAUGAAGCCAGAUAAAGUAUCCGAACUAUUAAUAACCCAAAUGAAAGAGUAUCUCACACUUGUCACUGCUGGUUUUUCACUAUGA